Glycine soja is the source of this 2147-nucleotide messenger RNA. RefSeq names its product protein LONG AFTER FAR-RED 3. Bases 89 to 1825 code for a protein of 578 amino acids. The transcript is spliced from 15 exons. The record is from RefSeq and is a predicted model, not a curated record. Gene Ontology annotation, molecular function: hydrolase activity, acting on carbon-nitrogen (but not peptide) bonds. Lineage: Eukaryota; Viridiplantae; Streptophyta; Magnoliopsida; Fabales; Fabaceae.
AAUGUGUAACGGUGAGAGGCAGUUGUGAGCAGGUGGACAGUGAGUGAGGAGAUAGAAAGAGAAAAGCGUGGUUUUGUUUCCAAUUCUAAUGGACUUUGUUGUUCUCCUUCACAUAUUUGUCUUUGCUCCAAUCCUUUUCUGCAUCACUUUUCUGUCUCUGCCUCUUCCCAGCCCAACAUAUUUUUUGGCUUGGAAGUCACAGUUGUCUCAGCCAGUGGCUGAUUUGGUUUUGAGGAAUGGGGUGAUAUAUACCAGUGAUGAUUCUCUCCCAUUUGCAGAUUCCAUGGCAGUGGCCAAUGGGAGGGUUCUUUGUGUCGGAAACCGUUCAUUUGUCCAGGAAUUCGAAGGAUAUGGAACUCAAGUUUUGGAUCUUAGAGGGAAGGUUGUGGUUCCUGGGUUCAUUGAUUCCCAUGUGCAUUUCAUUGAUGGUGGAUUGCAGAUGAUGCAGGUGAAGCUGAGAGGUGUUAAUAAAAAGGAAGAAUUUAUCAGAAGGAUCAAAGAUGCAGCACAAAGCACAAAACAAGGUUCCUGGAUUUUGGGUGGUGGAUGGAACAAUGAUCUAUGGGGAGGAGAUCUUCCAGCUGCCUCUUGGAUCAAUGAUGUUACUCCUAAUAAUCCUGUUUGGCUGUCAAGAGUGGACGGCCACAUGGGCUUGGCUAACUCAGUGGCACUUACGUUGGCUGGGAUUACAAAUUUAACAGAUGAUCCAAGAGGGGGAACUAUAUUGAGGACUGCCAAUGGAGAACCUACUGGAGUAUUAAUUGAUUCAGCGAGGACACUUGUUACGUCCCAGAUUCCAGAGGAUUCAGUAGAUGAUAGAAGGGAGGCAUUGCAUAGAGCAAGCAAUCUUGCCCUAACAAGGGGGGUGACAACGGUUGUUGAUAUGGGAAGAUAUUAUCCUGGGUUUUCAACCGAACUUUCUUGGGAUGAUUUUUCAGAUGUUUAUCAAUGGGCUAAUUCUAUGUCAAAAAUGAAAAUUAGAGUGUGUUUAUUCUUUUCAAUGGAGACAUGGUCACGUUUGGUGGGUGUGAUUAACAGAGUCGGACAUGCCUUGAGCGAAUGGAUUUAUAUAGGUGGUGUCAAAGCUUUCGCUGAUGGGUCUUUAGGUUCUAAUAGUGCGUUGCUUUAUGAGCCAUAUGUUGAUGAUCCUGACAAUUAUGGUCUACAAGUGACUGAGCUUGAAGCUCUUCUCAACAUGACCACAGAGUCAGAUUUAAAUGGUCUACAGGUUGCUAUUCAUGCUAUAGGGGACAAAGCAAAUGACCUUAUCUUGGACAUGUAUGGUUUAGUAGCUUCUACAAAUGGAAUGAGAGACCGACGAUUCAGGAUUGAGCAUGCCCAGCAGUUGGCAGCUGGAACCCCAGGUCGAUUUGGAAAACAACGGGUUGUUGCUUCCAUGCAGCCGGAUCAAUUGUUGGAUGAUGCAGACUCUACUAGCAAAAAGCUUGGCAAGGAUAGGGCUGAAAAGGAAUCAUAUUUGUUUCGGUCACUCUUAAAUAACAAUGCAUUAGUGGCAUUUGGUUCUGACUGGCCAGUGGUAGAUAUCAAUCCCUUAAGUGGUAUUAAGACAGCAAUGAAAAGGAGGCCCCCCAACUGGCAAAGUGCAUGGAUUCCAUCUGAAUGCAUUUCAUUAGAUGAUGCUAUAAAAGCUUACACCAUUUCUGCUGCUCGUGCAAGCUUCCUUGACAAAGAUCUUGGAUCCUUAUCUCCAGGGAAACUGGCAGAUUUUGUCAUAUUGUCCACUGAUUCAUGGAAAGACUUUGCUGAAGAUGCAUCUGCAAAUGUUGAGGAAACAUAUGUUUCUGGUGUGAGAGCAUAUCCUUGAAGCUUUUCCAUUUUCAGUUAGGUAAUAAAUUUUUGGUUAAAUUAUAAAAUUCUUCAAAAAUGUUUUUAUUUUAUUCCUUAUAUGAAAAAAAGCUCUAGAUUUUAGUUGAUAUGUGAAAAAAAAUGUUUACGAAUUAGUCUUUGCUGUUUGUCAAUAUUAUAGUAGUGUUAGAUUAGGAUGUAGGGAAUAAAAUGUUGGUUUUUUAAUUCUAAAUACACAUGUAAAAGAUGGUUUUAGUAGCAGUUUUCAGUACGGACGAACUCAAUUGCUAAUCUUUGAUCCAUAGGAUCCAUUCGGUAGAUUGAAAUAAAAUUGAGUGAAA